Molecule: messenger RNA, 963 nt
Organism: Pichia membranifaciens NRRL Y-2026
Lineage: Eukaryota; Fungi; Ascomycota; Pichiomycetes; Pichiales; Pichiaceae
Exons: 2
Coding region: 1-963 (320 amino acids)
Biological process (GO): iron-sulfur cluster assembly; mitochondrial respiratory chain complex I assembly
Cellular component (GO): mitochondrion
Molecular function (GO): ATP-dependent FeS chaperone activity; 4 iron, 4 sulfur cluster binding; ATP binding
Source: RefSeq, a predicted model, not a curated record
AUGUUAUUUGCCAGCUCUCCGAGAAAGUUCUCCCCGAGUCACUCUUCGGCUGGUAUUCUCGGCAAGGAAUACGCAUUGACUAUAGUUAUGUGCAGAGCAUCAAUUUUUAAAAGGUACUUUUCAGCUGUUGCUGUAUCGAAAACCUUAAUACAGGGAUUACCAAACUUUAAAUCGCCAAAUACCAAGCUUCCCGUGAAGCACACAUUGCCCAAUGUUGCAAAAGUUUUGCUGGUUUCAUCAGGAAAAGGAGGGGUUGGAAAAUCUACCGUUUCGGCAAAUCUAGCUGUUGCUCUUCGGAACUGCGACUUGAAUGUCGGCUUAUUGGAUGCUGACAUCUUUGGUCCUAGUAUACCGAAGCUAAUGAAUUUGAAGGGAGAACCCAGAUUGUCCGAAGAUUCUAAAUUACUGCCACUUAAAAAUUACGGAAUACAGACGAUGUCCAUGGGGUACUUGAUCCCUAGCGAAGACAGUCCCAUUGUAUGGAGAGGUCUUUUGUUACAAAAGGCAUUACAACAGCUACUUUUUGAUGUUAAAUGGGAUAAACUAGAUGUGUUGGUAAUUGACUUGCCACCCGGAACCGGCGAUGUGCAACUAACAUUGAGCCAAUUGUUGAAGAUUAACGGUGCUGUCAUUGUUUCAACCAGCCAAGACUUAGCACUUCUAGACGUCAAAAAGGGUAUUGCUAUGUUCAACAAGGUAAAUGUCCCUAUAUUUGGACUAAUUGAAAAUAUGUCUGUUUUCGUAUGUCCCAAUUGUAAUCACGAAGAGCACUUAUUCGGUGACGGAGGAGCAUUAAAAGAAGCAGAAAAAUUAGGAAUAGAACACCUUGCAUCUAUUCCAUUGAAUAAACAAAUAUGUACAUCUGCUGACGAAGGGUUUCCCGUUGCUAUUGAUAAAGACUCUUCUCUUGCUCAACCAUACUAUAAGGCUGCACAAACAAUAAAGAAUAAAUUGGGACUUUGA